Colletotrichum karsti is the source of this 1455-nucleotide messenger RNA. Its product is annotated as major facilitator superfamily transporter. The coding region runs from base 1 to 1455 and encodes 484 amino acids. The transcript has 7 exons. Gene Ontology annotation, biological process: transmembrane transport. Gene Ontology annotation, molecular function: transmembrane transporter activity. The record is from RefSeq and is a predicted model, not a curated record. NCBI's taxonomy places the organism in Eukaryota, Fungi, Ascomycota, Sordariomycetes, Glomerellales, Glomerellaceae. Gene Ontology annotation, cellular component: membrane.
AUGGACGCCAAAUUCAGCAUGGCCAACCCCGAAAAGCCUGGUCCAGAAGCCCCAGCGAUGGCUUCCGCCAGUUCGACCCUCAUCCCGGACAGGCAAUUAGAGAAGCAAGUCCUGCGAAAACUUGAUCUUCGACUUGCACCUCUGUUUGCCGCACUCUACUUCGUCGCGUACCUCGAUAGAAGUAACAUCGGAAAUGCAGCCGUGGCUGGUUUGACAGAAGAUCUCGGCAUGUCUGGUUCACAAUUCAGCACCGCCGUGAGCGUCUUCUUCGCAACCUACGUCGCUUUCGAGUUGCCAGUUGUGCUCGCCAUGAAGAAGCUCAGGCCACACCGCGCCAUCUCAAUGAUGUGCUUCGGUUGGUCAAUCGUUACCAUUGGAACGGCCUUCACCAAGAAAUUCGGAGACUUGAUUGCGGUUCGGCUUCUGUUGGGUCUCUGCGAAGCUGGGUUCUUCCCAUGCCUGAGCCUGUACAUCACCAUGGUUUACAAGAGAGAGGAACAGGGGCUGCGAUUGGCGUUCCUAUUCACAUCCGUUUCCCUUGCCGGCAUGUUCGGUGGCCUCAUCGCCACGGCUAUAACAAGAAUGGGACACACUGGCGGACUAAGGGCAUGGAGUUGGCUUUACAUCAUUGAGGGUUCCAUCUCUCUGCUAGCCGUAGCAUGGGUAUGGUUUGGGCUUCCAGAUGACCCAACAAGAGCCAAGUUCUGGAAACCGGAAGAGAAGGAAGUGAUGCUGGCUAGGGAAAAUCAGAGGCAGGAAUAUUUGGGGAGCCAAGUUUUCGAAUGGAAGGAGGUCUGGGCAGCCCUCAAAGAUCCCAAAGUAUACUCGACUGCACUCAUUCAAUUCUUCCAAGACAUCAUCUUGUAUGGGUUCAGCACCUUCCUACCUUCCAUUCUUCGGCUUGAUCUUGGCUUUACGGCACUGGAAGCCCAGUACCUUAGUAUUCCGGUCUAUUUCUUGGGCGGAGUCACUUUUUUCAGUGCGGCGAUGCUGGGCGACAAGUGGAAGCUGCGAGGAACGUUUCUUUUGAUUUUGGACUUCUUUGCCGUCAUCGGCUACGCAAUCUUGCUUGGCGUUUCCAACAGCCCAGGCGUUCGGUACUUUGCAUGUUACCUCAUUGCAAUCCCUCUCUACUGUGGGCCUGGUUUGAAUGAGAUAUGGAUCAACAACAACAUGGCUCCUCAUUACCGGCGUGCAACCGCCAUCGGUGUGCAGCAGACGGUCGGCAACAUCGCAGGCAUCGUCGCCCCCCAGGUGUACCGCUCUGCGCCUUAUCGGCUGGGGCACUGGUGCUCACUUGCAUCCGCAAUCAUGUGCAUUAUCCUGAUAGCUGGACAGAUUUGGUAUCUUCACUCGCUUAACCGCAGAAAGCAACAGAUUGAGAAGGGCGAAGUCGUCGAUGACAGACAGGAAACUACUGGAGAGGGGCAGUUGGAGUUUCGCUACGUUUACUAA